AUGGUUAUAGUGGCGGUUAUGAUUGUGCUUACUAUCUCUCAGGAAAGUGGCGGACAGAAAACUAAGCCCAUGUGUCACAAAGUAACAUCCAGCAAUACCACACAGCCCACCAGUUCCAGCGUGACCCCCACUGUUGAACAACCUUCCAUUUUAACCUCUGAAUGGCCUAAUACACUUUCAUAUAACCUAACCUUCAUUGAUCAGCAAAAAAGCUGGGUUGAAGCUCUGCGUUAUUGUCAGGAUAAUCAUAAGACACUGGUGCACAUUCUGAACCCUACGGUGCAAAAACACGUCGCUCAGAUGCUUAAAGAUAAGAUCUAUCCGAAUGGGGUGUGGAUUGGGCUCGAGCGGAACAUGAUCGUUCCGUGGGCCCCGUGGCUGUGGACCGGUGGGCCCUAUGUGAACUAUUCUAGUUGGAAUUCUAACUUUCCAGUGGACCCCAUAUGUCAAUACUGUGGAAAACUGGUUGGCAAUGGAACUGAAUGGGUGGAUGCUUAUUGCAGUGAGGAACUCCCUUUUAUUUGCCAGGGUUAGAUCACUGGGGUGAGCUACUUCACAGGAGAAGGUUGUUUGUGAGAAGAUGGAAGACUGAUGGAGAUCCAUAUCAAAGUACACUGUAAUUCAGAUGUUUGACUAUGAAAACAUGCCAUAAACUGUGGGUCAUCCAGACUUAUACAAAUAUCCCAUCCUUUUUAAUGUAUUUUCUUUUUCUUAUUAAAUGAACCAAGUUAAAUUCUAGAUAAUUCUUUAAAUGCAC
Molecule: messenger RNA, 757 nt
Organism: Astyanax mexicanus (Mexican tetra)
Lineage: Eukaryota; Metazoa; Chordata; Actinopteri; Characiformes; Acestrorhamphidae
Product: lithostathine-1-beta
Exons: 4
Coding region: 1-534 (177 amino acids)
Source: RefSeq, a predicted model, not a curated record